Molecule: messenger RNA, 462 nt
Organism: Ceutorhynchus assimilis (cabbage seed weevil)
Lineage: Eukaryota; Metazoa; Arthropoda; Insecta; Coleoptera; Curculionidae
Source: the annotation of a GenBank genome assembly
AUGUGUAGAUCGAAGUUUGUUAAAAGUGUAGAAGUUAACAGCACUGAUAUCGAAAGCGAUGAAUUAUCAAAUGAGAAAUUAUGUGAAAAUGCUGAGAGAGAUUCUUCAUAUUAUAAUUCAAACAUUGCAAAAAUUAGAAAUAUAUCGCAUGUUUCAAAACCAUCGACAGUAAAUUUAAAUAUUUUUAAUGACGAUGUAUGUUUCAAAAUUGAUUCUGGUGCAGAUGAAACUGUGAUAGCUACAAAAACUUACAGGAAUCUUAAAAAAAACAAAGAUUUAAAUUUGGAGUCAAUAGAAACACGGUUGAUGGGUCCAGGUGAUGCAGAAUUAAAAGUAAAAGGUAUAAUUAAAGUGCCACUUAUAAAAUGUAAUGGUGUUAAGAGGCAUGUCAAAAUGUUUGUAGUGAGAACCAGUGAGAAUUUAUUAGGUCGCCCAGUUAUUGGAAAAUUAAAAAUGAUGUAG